CAAUUCGUUGACUUGAAGUUCCGUUGAUUUCUAGAUAACUUGUUGUUCCUUUGGUUUUUGUUGGCUUCGCUGAUUCUUGAUCCAUCCGUUGAUUUUUUUGUUCCGAUAGAACUUUUUGUUGACGUGUUUUUUGCUGGAUUGUUGCUCCGUAUCAUGCGAUGUUGACCUUGAAAUAUGUUUCUUGUCCUUUUUGUAAAUUUGUUUUUCGAACUGGUGAACUUUCUACGUUCUGCAAUUAAGAUAACGUUGCUUGGCGAUUUUUCUUGAAGAUUGUUUAUUUGUUUGUUGUCCGUUUGAGUUGAUCUAUUCUGACUUGUCAUUUCAAUCAAACACUUUGGACUGUUUUCAAACAUCAAUCCCGGUAGUUGGCUCCUUGCCUUCUGCUGAUUCUUUAUCCUUAUAUCCAUCAAUUCACUUGAUGUUGAUUCGUUGAUUGUUUGAUUAGUACAUUUUCGUACUAUGUUCAAAUUAUAUUGAACGUUUUUGACAUCUGACUCCCCAAGGAGGCCAAUUUUUGCACUCCAUUUUAACAGGGCACUCAGGUCUUUUAUAAGAGAAGAGGAUAUAUUUCCAUCUUCUAUAGAAUAAUUGAGUCUUGUUUUUAGAUCAAGAAGUCUUUUUAAUAAAAUUUGUUGGAACUGUGGUUCCAUAUUUACGAACUGGUACAUUUUUUCCAGUCGUUUUCCUUCACUUCACUUCUACUCUUCUCUUUUGAUUCUCACUGAGUCAUCCUCUUGAUGCGACGUAUGGCGGGAUGGCUCUCAAAUCAAUUAAGUUGCUAGUCGUGGUGGUCCUCGUCGAGUACUGCUCCUCAGGUUCCUCUGUUGGCGGUGUCCUCAAUUCCGAUGUUCCGAUGAUGCUCGAAUACUCCGGUGACGUUCGGGAUUAAUUCCGUAUCUGUCCGGGAACACACUUCGCGAAUGGUUAUUAAUCACACGCAUGCACUAUUUGAUUCUGCUCUGAGGUUGAUCGACGCCGACCGGCUGCGCCAAUUAUAAUUAAAGACAGUUUGGGUCUUUAAGCAUUUUUAUUUGAGCCGUGUUCGCUCCGCUUAAGAGGUAGUUACAGACUGGUGGCUUAUUUCUAAAACUUAUCCUAGCUAGCUAGUUGGAAGGAUUUUAGGUAGACAAAUCCUUCCUAGCCAGGUGAGCCUAAAUCAACAAGCUUGGGCUUGUUGGGAAAGAGCAACAGAGAGUCCGAUAAUGAUCAUGUUAUCGGGCUCGGUUUGUUGGUGAAAGGAAAACAGAGAGUCCGAUAAUGAUCGUGUUAUCGGACUUGCUUCGGAACUGUAACUGUCGGGUUACCACCGGCUCACGAGCGCUACCGAGACUCCCUCAUGUAGCCUCAGGGUCGGCAUGCCUGCGGUCCUGAAUCGCGGUAAGCUGGGAAAUGCGUCGGAAUCCAGUGAAAACUCCACAAUCUUGGUUGAACUCUUUCUAUUUUUCCUCCCACUUUCUUAUGGCUAUCUGACCUUCUUUUCCUUCCUUCUUCUCGGGGCCCCGUAUUCCGACUCAGCUUCCGGUGACGCCGCUUCCUCUCCUUCUGUUGUGGUUGCUGCUACUCGCCGCAGCUCCGGCGCUCGCCGUCUCGUGGCGCAGCCUCCGGGGUUGGUGUACUGGAUGGCGUACUCGACUGGCUGCGGUCGUUAACGGUUCCUCCUCGUUACUCACUGGUCGGCCUGCUCUCCGUCGUGGAUGGUUGCGUCCUACGACCUUCGGAGCACCAUCGAGGGUGUCCGGAAUACCCGGAUGAGGAGCAGGCUCGACACGGGUCCACGUCCGGUUGCGGACUGGGUUUUUGGCGUACGAAGUACGAGGGGUCCUGAUGUCCUCCAGCUCCUUCCUGGUUCUAGCUGGGACACUUCUAACGGUACUGGUUACCGUGCACUCGUUCACUUUGAACUUUGCGUAGCAGCGGAGUUGUAGCGUUCCGACUGCUCGCUCUAACGUUGUCCGGGCAAUAGGACGAAUCUCGGGAAGUCCUGGACGGUUGUCGUUCUACGUCCUUCCCCUCCUCUUUCCGCGCCUUUUCCUUGACCUUCCAACCUACCGUCAUGUCACCUCUCUACCGCCCACUGCCGACGAGGUCCUCUGGUGGUCGGUUUUGGAAGCUUCUGCUGGCUGCGUUCUUGGUGGACGUCACUUGCUGGGUCGUUUACCGGAGACAAAACACUUGACACGCGAACACUUCCCAACUUUUACAUUAAACGGAAAACAAAUCGCGUAAAUCGCGGUAACCUUCACGAGUGAGGUUCCGAACGGUUACAGAACAUAAUUUGUCAGCAUCUUGCUCGCGUUUUAAUGUGCCAGUUCCACAUGGACACAUUCGUGAGUUCUAUUUAAAGGAACUCCACGUGUUGGCGUCGAUGAAAUCGUAGUCAAAAUCCGUUGCUAUGCUCCCCGGCUUCGUUCCGGGAAAAAUCCGAGCUCCCAUCGGAAGAAUUCGUCUCGAUAUGAUUCCUGUGGAUAUGAAAGCAGAAUGUUAUUUAUUUUGAAUAGAUAGAAACUACCCCAGUUCAAUUUACUUACCUAGAUUAGGCGGUGCAGGAAAAUAAUGCAUCUCCAUCAACGUCAGAAAAAGUAAACUUGUUUGAACAAGUUCAAUGACAAAAUGGUAAUGGCGGCAACCACAUUCGCCACAAAGCGAUUUGGCGAAAAUGACAUCAUUUUCGACAGAUUUUGCUCUGUCAGAAUAUUCUCACAAAAUUCUAACACAAUUCUUACAGGUUUCGCUCUUUGAGAAAUUCUUGCCAAAUUCUAACUGAAAUCUGGCAGGCCUGCUAGAAUCAUUCUAGCAGGAUUCUAACAGAGCAACUUCUGCUAGAAAUUUCCGUGACCGGGUAGCUGAUUCUACUACCACAUAACCGCCAAAAUAACGUAAACGCCACGAGGCAUAAGAUUAAAUGAAGUUUUUUUUUCAGAACCUUUGUUUUCUUAUAAUAUUUGGAAAGUACAAAAUAAGGCUUAGGGUUCGUUUUAAGGCUCAUUUUAUCAAAAUGCAAUUUUUCCUGGAUCAGUAGUGUCCCUACCAAUGAUUUGCCCUAUUAUAAAGUAUGUUUUAUCAUUUCGUUGUUUUUGUUGAAAGCUUUUAAAAAACCUUGUUUAACCUUCCUACGGUAUUGGGGUCCUUUUCGGCCUUUUUGAAAAUUAAAUUUGCAAUAACUUUUGCUAUAUACAUGUUAGAGCCUUGAAAUUUUCUGACAUUAAAUUUAUAGUAUAAAAACACAUUUCACUAAACAAAUAAACCUCGGACGACCCCUAGGGGAGCAUCCAUAACAAAAGUUACUUUAAAGGUAUUGGGGUUCUUUUCGACCCCAAACUUUAAAAAAUCGUCAAAUAUCCAGUUUUGACCGAUUCCGGCAGGCCCGUAGCCAGGGGGAGGGGGGCUACCAGGCUGCAGCCCCCCCCCCCCCGAAAUUUUUCACUUUUUUUAAAAUUGUACUACCUUCAAAAAUCUCAAAUCAAUGAUUGUGUGUUCUCUUCCCAGAAAUAAUUUGUAAGAUAGAGAAUUAAGAAUUGAUUGAUCAAACUAAGUAAUUUGCCUGUCCAUUGCCGGGCUCAAUUUUUGUAGAUUAUGGAUCCAAUAUUUAAAAAUUGAGCUGCAGAUUUGAACAUUGUUCCAUUCAGUAACAUCUCAUUUAUCUUGUAGUUUUAACAUUACAUUUGUUAGGAUAGUCCAAAUCUGGGCUUACUUGGGGCUAUCCCCUGAAAUCAAAGAUUUACGCAUCACUAGCCUAAGUUCCAAAAUUUGAGCUUUUUCUGACCACUGACCACCAAGUUUCAGCAAAAUCGUCAAAUUGUAUGGAGAAAAGCAACUGUUUCAGUUUUUGACCAAUGGAAGGCGCGAAAACUAUCCAGUUCUUACCAAUUUUCAGAACUAAUAUCUUCUUUAAAUUUGGAAAAACUUUCCCGAAGACACCUUAUUUUUUUGGGUUUUUUGCUAAAAAGUUAUUAACUUUCGAAAAUAGCAAUUUCCGAGCGGACUUCUCUAAGGGGCUACAUAGAAAUAAUUACCGUCAUCUGGGGCGAAUCGGGACUACAGUCUAAAUAGGGACAGCAAAAAUCCUUAGAUCUUGUUGUCUUAUUUUUGAUUGUAGAGCUUAAGUAUGACCCCUGAAGAACCAUAAAAUAAUUUAGAAUUUUUGGAUUCAAUGUGGCGGCCAAAAUGGAGGUCAAGAAAUAUUUCUGGUGUUUUUUUUAAAGGUCCAAUAAGGCCGAUGCAAAUAUUUAAAAAAGUUUUUGUCCCUCGGCCCUGGCCGAGGUCAAGGUGGGGACAAAAAAAUAAAAAAAUAUAAAAAUUUAAAUAACAAGCCAUAGUCUUCACAUUUAAAUGAAAAAAGUGUUUUAAAAUGCAUUUUACACUAGUUCAGUUGUUUUGCAAUCAUUAGUUUUCAAAAAAUCUAAGAUCUGAGUGGCAGUGCGUGGCCGAAUGGUUACGCUGUCCGCUUUGUAAGCGGAUGAUUCUGGGUUCGAUUCCCAUCUGCUCCAACCUUCCAUCGGAUGAGGAAGUAAAAUGUCGGUCCCGGCCUUGGUUGUUAGGCCGUUAAGUCAUUCCAGGUGUAGGAGUCGUCUCCAUGCCAUAAGUACAAACAACACACCAAACCAAGCCUACUCCGGUGGAAUCGCUGGCGGCGGUUGGACUCGCAAUCCGAAGGUCGUCAGUCCAAACACUGGGGUGGAAGGUUCCUUGGAGUAUAAAGAGGUUUGGGUGCUCUCCUCAUUCAAGCCUUCGGACUCCUAGGUUCGAGCAGAAACUUGCAAUAGAGACCACAAAAGACCCGGGGGUCGUUAAUGUGGAUGGUUUGAUUUUUGAAGAUCUGACAAAAACAAAAAUUGAGCAUGAGCAUGAGCAUGAGAGAUCACCCAUGGUUGCCCCUCCGUUGCUGAACAGAACCGUAAUAUCCUUUCAGCACUACUGAUUAUAGGCUUCGACGAUCUAGUGGCGCUGAAAAGAUAAAACACCAUGAUUGCUAAAGCUAGAUCAGUUGCGAAUAGGUAACAGUCAUUGGUCACCAACGGCGCCCGCCAUGUCAGUUUGUAGACCUCGAUUUUAAGGGACGGGAAUGUUAGUUAGCGCAGGUUGCUACUAGGGCAGCUGAUUUACUCUGUGCUUACACCCCACGAGCGCCAGGAACCUAAAAAUUUGUUAGUAGGGAAGGGUAUUUGGUCAGGAUUCAUCAUAGAAGAUGAUGAUGCGACCCAAAAUCAUAGUGUUUGUUGAAAGGUAUUAUAUAUUAUUCUCAAGGCAAGCAAUCGGAUACUGCGGAUGAGAAAUUUCCCGUUUAUCGGUUGUUAAAUUUUUAAUGAAAUGGUUUAGUCUUAGACAGCCGGCUGUGGAAAGAUAGAACCAAAAUCAUUUGUAACUGUAAUGGAUGUAACUUUUAACUUGAGAUGAUUUUACGAGUUUUAAAUGAUUGAUGUUUAGUGAGGUACUGAUUAACGGUGCGAACGAUGAGAUUCGAUGUGUAUCGAGCUGAAAUUGUAUGAUAGGGUUUUGAUAGGGUCAAAUCGAACUGGCUAGCUGUCAUCGGGACAGCCAAAGCCAGCCGCACCUUCACACACACACACACACACGCACGCGAAAAAAACGAAAAACACACCGACGGCGGACGCGAAAAUUCAUACGACCCUACGGAAAGGAAUCGCAAAUCUGAUGGCUCAACUGUCAUCGGGACAGCCAAAGCCAGCCGCACCUUCACACACACACACACGCACGCGAAAAAAACGAAAAACACACCGACGGCGGACGCGAAAAUUCUUACGACCCUACGGAAAGGAAUCGCAAAUCUGACUCGAUCUGACAAAAACAAAAAUUGUAUCGAAAAAAAGAUUUUGCAUCGAAAAUUUUCAAAAAAUCUUAAGAUUUUUUAAUAAACCCAAAAAUGUUUUUAAACGCAGGAGAAUGUAUUUUAAUUUGAUUUCAGCUGGUUGCACUUGAAUUUUCAUUGAAAUUUUGAAGUUUAUUGUAAAAAUAUUUUUUUUGUCCCCUGAUUUUUCGGGCCAAUUUUGAAGGGGGGGGGGGGGGGUGGGGGGUGACAAAAACUUUUAAAAAUAUUUGUACCAGCCUAAACCAAAUUUCCAAUUUUUGCUUUUUGGGUGCUUUUGAAACCGUCCGGGGUAUUAAAAAACACCCAAAAAGCAAAAACUGAAAAUUUGGUGUAUUGGACCUUUAAAAAAACACCAGAUUUGUUCAUAUUUAACUAAAAUGUGGUUGCAGAUGCCGAAUUUGAUGUUAAAAACAAGCAAAUAAAACAUGCCGAUUUCAUUUGUUCCUGAUUCGAUUAUCCGAAGUCUAGGGGGGUGCCACUUAGGUUCCGGCAGGUUUCUCGGGUUUGAAACCGCUUGAUCGGCUCCAAACCCUCCAAACGCUCCGAAACUCGCUCCGAAUCCAAUCUGGAAGUCUGAACGUUUUGAGCUAAAAAAUCGUGAAGUUCACUCUACCGUGUACAAGCUGUCAAUCUUUGAUUUGUAAAACAAAACAAACGUCGUGUUUUUGUUUUCAUUGCAAAAAAUCUCGAAAUCGGAUUAUUUCUGCGCGUGUCCGCUGUGAUAGGUUACCACCCCUGCACGGGUUUACCAACCCUGCAUAGCUAAUUAGUUGCAACCCAUCAUUUACUGCCUCACACUUCAAUUUUAAUUUAUUGCCCUGCCUGGCUGAGUGAGCCACACACAGCCAGGCCCAGGACUCAAAUUACAUAACAAUCGGUUCAAUAUGCGCUGGCAUAACUGCUGUGCUUGCGCAUGGGACUGUUUCGGGUUGUACAAUUUUUCGGGUUUUACGGCAAAGUGGCCAUGCGCUGGAUAAUGCUGAUCCAGCGCAAAGGACACUUCGGGCCAUAAACAAAGAGAGCCAACUCCAGAUGUCUCCAAUGAGUAAACUCUACAAAUACGAUGUAAGAAAUGUAACCAAACUCAUAUAAAAGGGCCAGGAGCCACCAAAUAAAGGAAUUCUUUCUAGAACACAGACCAGAACUGUACAGUUUAGUGAUCGCUCCCAAGCCAGGCUUGAGGACACCGAUCUACUUCAGAUGACAGCCUAUGGUCCAAAAUUCUAAAGACCCUUUAAUAAAUCAAGGCUACAUGGCGACCGUGAGCAGCGGCUCGGACGCAACGCGCCGCGAACUUUAAAGCGAAUCGAAAUCACGAAAAAAAAAUCUGUGGAAAAGUGAAAAGUGAAAAUUUCGGUGCUAGUGAAAAUGGGUUGGUUCAGCGCAGACGAAAUCGUCGCAGUUGACAACAGUUCAACCCAUGACGCGAUCCAGUCGAUUUCAAUUGCACUGCUUGCAUUAGCAGCGCUGGCGUAUGGAAUUUUAAAAUUGUGCAACGCGCACCACCGCCACCAGUCCCAGCAAGUGGCUGAGCGAGCCAUUCGGAUGGCUAAUGUGUGAAAAAACAUCAAAAAGUGCUCAGAACUCCGGUGACCCCCAGUGAAAAGUGUUAUAGAAAAUGCGCGCAGAAAAUGACGAAAAACAAUCUAACAAACGAUUUACGGAAAAUUGAUCAGUGAACUGACCCACAUCGUGCGCGAGGCCGAUCGUCCAGGAUCAAAGACCAACAAGUACAGUAAAUAUGGAAACCAUUAAAAUCACAGUAAACGAAAACAAUGACUGAUAGUAGUUUCUAUGCUGUUGACGUUAUAAUUAGCAAUAACUCGAGGGUAAAGUUUUACAAACAGACCCAAGAACUAAAUUUUGUCUAGGUUUUUUUUCGGUGAAUUACCAGGAUCUUGGACACUUCAAAUAAUGGGGGAAUUUUCCAAAGCCAUCGUGUUGACCUAAUUUAUCAUCAUAGCACAAGUGCAAAGUAGAUAGUUUGAACAACGGUUUUAGAGAGGUACUGCUUAUCACAAAAACAACCAAGUUUAAGGUGAAACGGGACUCUAGUUCUUAGACAACUUCUGUUCAACUUGAAACAAUUGAGUAGUGCGGUGCCUGUGUGGACGCGCAGUCCUGUUUUUCGUGUUAUUUUCCGUCUCUUUUGUGUCGCUGUUCGAGUGCAUGGGGUGAUUGGCUAUUAUAAUUAAAUAAUGGCAUCAGUAGUGUGGUGCUUUUCGGGACGCGCAGUUCUUUUUUUUACCUUCUUUUUUUUCAUUGUUUUUUUUCCACUCACGUUCGUUGGCCGAUGAGUUUUUUUGUGUUGUUCUCUAUUUAUAGCUUUCUAUAAAAAAGUACCUAUUUUUUUUGAGACUAGCAAGUCGUAUUGCUGGAUUAAGCCCUUUCUAUAUCAUUUCAAUAAUCAUUUCAAUAAAUGAAGCCCUUCUUACAUCACCGUUGAUCGGAAGGCACGCCGACGGAGAAUUUCUGGAGAAUCGCGGUCGAAUUAAUACUAUAUUUAAAUCCCUAGAUAGCUAUCUUUCCGCAGCCGGCUGCCUAAGAUUUUUAAAAUUUCAACCGAUAAACAAAUUGCUUAUGGUCGCAUCACCUACCACAGUGAAUCCUGACCUCAUACCCAUCUUACUAACCCCUCAAAACUCAUGUGAUACUUUGUCGGAGACGCAGUCGAUUUGGCGGUCCCAUCACUCAAGUAUCGGACUAACAUUCCCAUCCACUUCCCCGUGUCUUACCUCUGGUCGUGGCCGGCGUCGGUAUUGAUCAGCAUGAUAGGGACCUUUGAAAAUUGCGAAGAGGUGAUGAUUGGUUCCUACUUUUCAUCUGUGGUCCACGGAGCAAUGUUUGGGGGUCCUGGUCAAUAACGGAGUAGCAGCUACGGGUAGACACCAAUGCUAUGCUAUGCUAUGCUAAACCAUUAAAAUCACAGUAAACAGAUUGAACACUACAUCAGUGCCAAUCAUCGUAAGAACGAAUUUAAAAUGUGUAAAAGGCCUGAUUCAGUGCCUCGUAAAAUGUGAACUUUUAACAAUACUGAGAAACUAUGAACAAUCGGUGUUAGUGGAAAAAACAGGAAAAUACAAUAAAAUAACUCUGGUGAAACCAAAAAAUUCGAAAGUGAAAAAUCUUUUGAAUCCACAAAGAGUUAUAAACCUUUUAACCACCAGUGACGGAAUCCGCACACAGCAAGAAUGUGCAAGAUUAAAAAUUGGAGGAAAAAUAUUCGCAGAACAUCAGUAAGCAGUUAAAAUGAAAUUUAAAACUUACGUAUCGCGAGUGAAACUCUGUGACUACGAAAUCUUACAUAAACUAGAAGAAAAGAGACGUAGAACGAUUUUAAAAUUACAAUGUGCAACGAAGAGUGUUGGGAAGACGCAAACUGUCCACCAUACAUUCCCAAUAUUGAAAACAAAAAAAUAAUAAGACAAACGCCGCCGCGAAUGACUAAGAGUCAAAAGAAGAUCUUUUACGAAAAAGAACGCCAACGAUGGAAUCGGCUAAGGGCAGCCGACCAGCAGCAACAACAGCAGCAGCAGCAUUAGCAGCAGCGAAACCAGGUGCAGCCGCGCCAGGAAAUAAACAACCGUAAAGGGGAGCGCGUUAUUGUUUAACGGAUGCAUAUCCUUACGCGGUGUUCGGCCCAAGCCGAAGUUUUGACCCAGUUUCGUGCUAAUUUGCCCAGUGUGCGCAACCCCACCCCUGCAUGGUUGACAGCUAGGCGCUGCCAACCUGACAGAACAAAAAACAACGGCGCGACAACGAAAGUUCGCGCGAAAACGAAGACAGCGAAACGGCGCGCAAAGAACAGUCGAAAAGAGGAUCGCGAAGAGAAAACAUCGACUUCUUGUAAAUAGCAUCGGAAAUAGAGAAAGUUUGUUGUUUUUUACGGAAGUGUCGCGUGUUUAUUUGUGCCGGAAACGUAGUCCACAAAGGCUUGGGUUUUUACAGUCCGCUCAAGUCGAAGGAAGUCCACAUCGCUCAGUUUACCGUUGCCAUACGCCGCAACAUUUGGUCCAUUCUAACCGGACAGAAGACAGUGGCCUACGGAUCGGCCAGUUCGUGUAGUGAGAGUGAAGAGUGGCGGCGGACCAGCCGGAUGGUCGCCAUCUUGAAAAAAAAAUCCAAAGAAAAGUUCAGAGUCGUGACGGACUUGAACUUCCCGCGUUCCUCCAGAGCUUCCUCCAUCCCGCGAUCGUCUCGAGUGCUCCGCGUGAAAACGUGCCGUGUAUCUGUGUCCUGCAGAACGACGGAUCGGAAGACGCUGACGGAAGGUCAGCGGACCGCGUCGAGCGAAAAAAAGUGAAACGGAGGUGGCCCCCUGGCCACCGGAAGAAGAACUGAAGAGAGUGCGCUCGGCGAGAAAACGGCACGCGCCGCCAUCUUGCCGUGGAAGAAGAGUGCUCUAUCGGGAUCCGGAAAAGUGACAGUUCUAGGGCUUUCCGGAAGGUGACUCCGUGGCCUAAGAACGGCGGAAAAAGUGGCGGCAAGAGCCCGCAAAAAGUGAAGAUGUCUUCGUGAAUCUGUGUCUGUGUGUAGUGCGCGAAGCGACGCCAUUUUGUGUUCCCAAGAGUGGAAAAUUCCAAUUCGCAGUACCGCUGCGGAUUUGGCGGUCGCUCCAGCUGCACACGACAGAAGAAGAAGUGGAACGUGGCCUGCUGCAAGCGUCAGCGGGGAAGGUUCCAGAAUCCAGCUGCGUCGAGGUCACAGCACUGAAGGAAAGGGCCUGCUGCAAGCGCCAGUAGGAAGGUUCCGGAAGGUGUGGCUGCGACGAGGUAACCCGAGAAGAAGAUUGUUGCCAAAUUGUUGCGCUUAAGCAAGUGCGACACCCCGAUCAGAAGUGUUUGAUUGCAAGAGCAGAAGAACCUGACCAGUGAUUCUCGCUGCACGAGCAGAAGAGACCCAGGAGAAACUUGUGCCAGGAAGCUGCAGCUGUCGUGUCGCCACGAUCGCGACCACGGUGGAGCAACUUAAUCCCGUGAGUACUAGAACCACCUAACCAAGAAGAUGAACCCAACCGGACCGAGAACCACAAAGCGCUUGGCCAACAAGCGACGCCAGGUCAAGGGUAAGAUCCUGCUACUUCAAAGCAGACUUACUGAACUGGAGGAAGAUCACCAACUGCCAUCCAUGCCGGAGUUCCGGGUGUUCGCGAAGAACAUCGAGCGAUACUACGGUGAGUUGGAUCAAGUGCUGCAAGAUGUGAAGGAGAGUGACCUUUUCGCUGACGAACGAGACGCCCAUGACUUGGAGUGCGCAGAAAUUGAGGGGUUACUCCAAGGAGCUAACCAGCGGAUCGUAGCCCUCAGUCGCGCACUGCUGUCCCAGCCAGUCCAAGCCAAUGAACAGCAAGCUCAGCCAUUAGCAGUCUCGCAGCAGGUUGCCAUCCCAACUUCGCUUUUCACGAGCGAGGCUCGUGGUGAAGGCGAGUGUACCGGUGACGGCGAUGUUCCGGAGAGAACCGACCCAGCUGCAGCUGAUGCUAAGGUAUGUGCCCCAAUCCAACUCCUCUCGAGCCCAUCCAACGCAACCACAGAGCGUGGCGACUCGUUGUGCACGCGGUGCAACGGUUUCCACUCGUGUACCGACUGCUUUGCACCCAUCAAAGUACCGCUCGGACAGAGUCCCGAGACGAACUCCAACCUGAAAGCCAACCAAAGCAUGCCAGAAAGAUCCCUCCAACCAGAGAAACCUCCUGCAGAGCAUCAAGAGAUGAAACCACCCGCCGAACCUGAAGUGGUUCGACACGAAGCCUCGACAAGAGUUCGAGGUGACGUCGACAUGUCCGGCGAUUCGGGCGUAACUCCUACGCUGCGGUCAGAAGAGCGGAUCCACGGUGACCUCGACGUUGGCUGGUGUCAGCCAGUGGAACUUGGUUCACUGCUACCAGCCGACGCAGAACGAGAAGACGCCGAGUCCGAUGACCCGCAAGCUGUUCCAAGGCCGGAGACAGCUAGACUGUUCGACGAAGAACCCGAUAUCGCCACGAACCAGGCAGUGGAGGACGAGAAAGUUCGCUCAUUGCAGCCUACCGACGCCGACGAAGUGAACGUCGAGGAACAACCGCUUCCAAGCAGUGAACAGCCAGUUUGCAUUGUACUUGCCGUCCAAGAGGACAAUGCCAAGAAGCCAAGCCACGAGAGUGAGACGUACAGCUGCCAGUUGAUCAACGCCAACGUCGCACGAUCAACCGAUCGCAACCACAACAGUAACCGUCCAGCCAGAAAAUUCGCAGAGAAGCUCCAGCAACCAGCAGUCCUCACCAAGAGCGAGAAGCAGUUACGCCUGGUUUGGGACCCGGGUGUUUAGCCGAGCUCUGCUCCAACAAUCAACCGACCGAAGAAUACCACCAGACCUAACGUAGCAGACGCAUCCACGAACUUGAACCACAAACGAAUUCUGGCGAGACGAGAGGUGAAAGGCCGAUUCACUUCCGGUGCGUUUGACUUUAGAAGUCACGAGACUUCAACCCGGGGGGAGAAUGUUCGGCCCAAGCCGAAGUUUUGACCCAGUUUCGUGCUAAUUUGCCCAGUGUGCGCAACCCCACCCCUGCAUGGUUGACAGCUAGGCGCUGCCAACCUGACAGAACAAAAAACAACGGCGCGACAACGAAAGUUCGCGCGAAAACGAAGACAGCGAAACGGCGCGCAAAGAACAGUCGAAAAGAGGAUCGCGAAGAGAAAACAUCGACUUCUUGUAAAUAGCAUCGGAAAUAGAGAAAGUUUGUUGUUUUUUACGGAAGUGUCGCGUGUUUAUUUGUGCCGGAAACGUAGUCCACAAAGGCUUGGGUUUUUACAGUCCGCUCAAGUCGAAGGAAGUCCACAUCGCUCAGUUUACCGUUGCCAUACGCCGCAACACGCGGUGUUUUCGGCAAUCUUCAAGAAGGGGAGCGCACAUAAGUGGCCGCAUACCCGAAUCAUCAACCUUCAAGAAGGGGAGCACACAACAGAGAUUGCAUACCCGCUAUAAUCUUCAUUUAAAUGUAUAAGAUAAGUAAUCUAGAUGACAGAAAAUUUAUUAGAAAAAACAUAUGAAGGUCUGGGGGUUAUUCUAAAUUUUUUUUCAAAAAACCCGAAUAGAAAAUAUAGGUCUAAGACCUUAUUAACGAAAUUAGAUAAAGCGAAAAGCUUAUAUCGCAUAGGACUUUCGGAAAUUGAAUAUUUGCCGGAGCAAAAACAAGCUCCGUUAACAAAAACUUUACGAUUUCUCCAAGGAGAAAUCAUAACAUUAAUAAAUGAAAAGCUCGAAAAACACGUCGAACCACUUUCAUUUAGGACACUAGUUAAAGCUAUAAUUACAUUAAACAGAUCAUAUGAAAAAGUUAAAAUGGCAAGUGCUGCCGAAAUCAUUCAAAUAGCUUCUACCCUCGUCCCUGAGUAUGACGGGCAGGGAGAUAAGCUAAAAAAUGUGACAAGUGCACUAGCUGCAUUGACACCACUCGUCACAGCAGCAACUGAACCAAUCGCAGUUCAGGUUGUGCUGACAAAAUUGACGAAAAAGACAACCCUGCUAACUUGGCUGAAAUCGUGACAAAACUGGAAGCUAAAUGCUCCAGUUCGGUUUCAUCCGAAACAAUAAUAAAUAAAUUAAAUAAAACCAAACAAAAUGGUUCUUUGAAAAAAUUUAUCGCAGAGAUAGAAGAACUAGCUGAUCAUUUGGAAGCAGCUCUUCUACUCGAAAAUUACUCUGUUGACCACGCGGGGAACAUAGCUCAUAAAACGGCUAUUAAAACUCUGCGUGAAGGUCUAAAAAAUGAACGCACUCAGUUAAUUUUAGAAGCUGGGACGUUCACGAGAUUAUCUGAAGCUACUGCCAAAGCAAUGGAAGUAGACGAUAAAUCUCAUAAUUUAAACAUAUUUUUCCAGCAGAAAAAUAAUCGCGGAAGAAAAUUUAAUAAUAGAGGAGGUCAACACCAACAGAAUAAGUUUCAAAAUGGAAAUAAUUUCAAUGGUAAUGGUAAUGGUAAUGGUAAUGGUAAUGGUAAUGGUAAUGGUAAUGGUAAUGGUAAUGGUAAUGGUAAUGGUAAUGGUAAUGGUAAUGGUAAUGGUAAUGGUAAUGGUAAUGGUAAUGGUAAUGGUAAUGGUAAUGGUAAUGGCAAUGGCAAUGGUGACAGAGGACGUUCUUCUAGAGGAAGAGGUCGAGGUCAACAUAACCAAGGCCAUUACAACCAAAAUCAAAACCAGGGGGCUGAUCGUCAAGUUUUCGUCAACAGGACGGAAAACGGUCAGAUCCCCCAACAGAACAACCAGGUUGGGGGACAAAGACAACAACCAAACCAACCAAACACAACAAUUGCCCAGGCUCACAACCAGCAAUAAAGCGGUUUUUUACAGCCAGCAAUAAUUUAAGUAAUUUUAUUAAUGUAAAAUUAGAUAUAUCAGACGCCAAAUGUACAUUUUUAGUCGAUACCGGCGCUGAAAUAUCCUUAUUAAAAAUUACGAAACUUUUUGGAUCCACUCCAAUGGACUCCGAAAAUAAAUGCACCAUAUCAGGUAUCAACGAUGAAGGUAUUCAUACGUUGGGAAGUACUUAUGGUAACAUAAUUUUUGAAAACAUAAAGGUAUCUCAAGAAUUCCAAUUAAUCAAUGAGGAAGUAACAAUCCCCACUGAUGGAAUUCUUGGAAGAGACUUUCUUACAAAGUACCAUUGUAACAUCGAUUACGAUACAUGGUUACUUUCCGGAACUGUCAAUUCGGAAAAAUUUGAAUUCGAAAUAAUUGACAACUUGGAAGGAAAUACUUAUAUUCCUCCUCGUUGUGAAGUAUUUCGAAAAGUAAAUUUACCAGAUACCAGGUCUGUGUAUUUAAUAAAAUCACAUCAGACUGACCGUGGAGUCUUCAUCGCAAACUCCAUUGUAGAUAGUAGUUUUCCAUAUGUAAAAAUUUUGAAUACUACUAAUAAAACAGUAAAGAUCAAUAAAAACUUUACUGAAAAUAUGACCAAUGUCGACAGUUUUGACGCUUAUAACUUUGGUCACGAAAUCAAAAAUAAACGUCAUAAAAAAUUACUGAUGUCGCUAAAACUGGAUAAAGUUCCCAAAAAAGCUAAAGACAAAUUAAUAGAAUUAUGUCGUGAAUAUAAUGAUAUUUUCUCUUUAGAAAAUGAUCAUCUCACCACGAAUAAUUUCUAUAAACAAAAAAUAAACUUGGAAGAUAGUCGACCAGUUUAUAUUAAAAAUUACCGAACUCCAGAAGCGCACAUUCAGGAAACAAACAAACAAGUGCACAAAAUGCUAAAUGACGGGAUUAUAAGACACUCAACGUCUCAUUAUAAUUCCCCGAUAAUGCUAGUGCCCAAAAAAACCGACAAUGACGAGAAAAAAUGGAGGUUGGUAGUGGAUUUCCGACAAUUAAAUAAAAAGAUUCUCGGUGACAAAUUUCCUUUACCAAGAAUUGAUGAAAUUUUAGAUCAUCUAGGUAGAGCAAAAUUUUUCACAACUUUGGAUUUAAUGUCCGGAUUUCACCAAAUUGAACUUGAAGAGGAAUCAAAAAAAUUCACAGCCUUUUCUAGUUCUAAUGGACACUACGAAUUCAAUAGACUCCCAUUCGGAUUAAACAUUUCGCCCAACAGUUUUCAAAGAAUGAUGACGAUUGCUUUGAGUGGAUUGCCACCAGAAUGUGCAUUCCUUUAUAUUGACGACAUUAUCGUCGUCGGAUGCUCAAUCAAUCAUCACAUCUCAAAUUUAGAAAAUGUUUUUUCCAAACUAAGACACUUCAAUCUUAAACUAAAUCCAGCAAAAUGUAACUUUUUCGGAACUGACGUGACUUAUUUAGGUCAUCAUGUCUCAGAUAAAGGCAUUCAACCGGACAAAUCAAAAUAUGAA
This is a messenger RNA of Culex pipiens pallens (northern house mosquito), 15647 nucleotides long. RefSeq lists its product as uncharacterized. Lineage: Eukaryota; Metazoa; Arthropoda; Insecta; Diptera; Culicidae. Bases 10832 to 12133 code for a protein of 433 amino acids. The record is from RefSeq and is a predicted model, not a curated record. The transcript has a single exon.